AGCGGGACCAGUCUGUUCAAGGCACCUUUUUUCGUUGUCUCCGUGGCAACUGAGUCUGGAAUUCUCUAAACACUUGCUAUCACCCCACUGAGGCGGAAGAAAUAGGAAUUGUUAUUAGCAAGUGGAGGCCAGGACAAAUUACGUUUAAAUGCACUUUCCCCCAGUUGGAGACAGAAAGCUAUAGCCUAGAGCGCGUAAUUUCCUCGCUUCUUCGCCUAGGAAAACUUGUGUCUCCUGUCACUAGAGCGCCAGGACCUGAGCCAAGGGUUUGCUGGCCUAUCAGGAUAAAGGUUAUUACUUUAGUGCCUGACUUGUCCAAUGAGGAGUAUGCUUCUUAGGUGAGGGAAUUUGCCUGACCUAGGUCUGUUUUCUUAACCCCCAACAUUAGGCAUGUUUGUCUUCUCAGGAAGUGUGUCCUAAAUCCCCGGCCUAGAAAUCAAAGUCGCCUUCUCUGACAGCAGGAGCGGCAGGGGGACACCGGGACACUCCGUGGCUGAAAAUGGAGUCAGUGAGCUUUGAGGAUGUGGCUGUGAGGUUCACCAAGGAGGAGUGGGCUCUGCUGGAUCCAUCCCAGAAGAAGCUGUACAAAGAUGUGAUGCAGGAAACCUUGAGGAACCUGGCUGCUAUAGGAAACAAGUUGGAAAACCAGAAGGUUGUAAAUGAGUAUGAAAAUCUCUGCAGAAAAUUAAGCAGCCAACUGGUAGAGAUAUUCUGUGAAUAUAAAGAAAGUCUUCAGUGUACAGAACUCUUCAGUUGUAUUCCAGAGCCUUCUGUGAACCUGAAAUCUUGCCCAGGACUUCCCACAUGUGAGAAGCAUGUGUGUGGAGAAGGGAGCAUUGGCCAGUCAUCUCUAGGUGUACCCCUAAAUCAUCAGGUAGGACCCAAAUCUCAUGAAGACCAGGAAUAUGGACGGAAGUUGUAUAAACAUAAGGAGUUUGGGGGCAGUUCCCGUUCUCCUCUGUCCCUUCGGACUCAUAAAAGUGCUCACACUGGAGAGGAACCUUCUAAAAAUAAGGACUGCAAAGACCUUCUUUAUCUCCAAUCUGGCCAAAAGAAUGAAGAACAUGACCAUGGAAAAAAAUCCUUCGUUUGCAAGCAAUGUGGGAAAGGCUUCACUCACCCCAGUCCUUUACAAAGGCAUGAAAAGAGUCACAGUGUUCAGAAGCCCUAUGUGUGUGAACUAUGUGGGAAAGGCUUUGCUCGGUUUGGUAACCUUUUAAGACAUCAGACAACUGACACUCGCGAGAAUCCUUUUCUGCCUAAUCAUAAUGGGAGAACUUUGCCUCAUUCUGCUUGUCUUCGAAGACGUAUGGGAAUUCACAGUGUUAAGAAGCCCUAUGUGUGUGAGCAGUGUGGGAAAACUUUCCUCGAUUCUACUUACUUUCGAAUACAUAGAAGGAUUCACACUGGUGUGAAACCAUACGUGUGUAAGCAAUGUGGGAAAGCCUUCACUGCUUCUCGUUACCUUAAAUCACAUGAACUAACUCACACUCGGGAAAAAUCUUAUGUAUGUAAGCAGUGUGGGAAUUCCUUCACAUUUUGGUAUCAAUUUCAAAAGCAUAAAGUAAUUCACAGUGGUGUGAAUCCCUAUGUUUGUAAACAGUGUGGGAAAGGCUUUACUUAUUCCAGUUCCCUAAAAACACAUGAAAGAAUUCACACUGGUCAGAAGCCCUAUGUGUGUAAGCACUGUGGGAAAACUUUUGGUAGUUCUGGUAACCUUAAAAGACAUGGAAGUACUCACACUGGAGAGAGACUCUAUGUGUGCAAGCAAUGUGGGAAAUCUUUCAAUAAUCACAGUUCCUUUCAAUUCCAUAAAAGAAUGCAUGCUGGAGCGAACCCCUACAAGUGUAAGCAGUGUGGAAAGGAUUUGGCUUCUUCUUCCUCCCUUCAGAGCCAUGAAAGGAAUCAUUCUGGAGAGAAGCCCUAUGUGUGUUUGCAAUGUGGGAAAGCUUUCAGUUCUGACAGUUCUCUUCGAAAACAUAAAAUAAUGCAUAGUGAAGAAAAACCCUAUGUAUGCAAGCAAUGUGGGAAAGCUUUCCGUCGCUUUUUUGAGGUUCGAGUACAUGAACGAAUCCAUAGCAGCGAGAGACCCUAUCAAUGUAAGACAUGUGGGAGAGGCUUUUCGAGUUCAACUCAUUUGCGAAGACAUGCACUAAUUCAUAGUAAAACAAAUAAGGAUGUUUGUAAAUAACGUGAGAAAGUCUUGUCUUAGUUAGCUCUCACAGAAAUCAAACAACAUGGGAAAAUGUCAAACAAAUUUCUAGAGAAGCAGUUCUUUUGAAUCAAUGUGGCUUUUAAUACUAGAAGUUCCCUUCAACGACAUGGAAGUAGACACACGGAGAAUAGCGCUUUGGAGAAAAUCUGCAGGGAAUGUGAUAAAGUCUUCUGCAUUCUUUUCACUGUGGAGAAGAUGCUAAAUAGCUCACACUGGAAAGAAACCUUAUGCACACAAUGUAGAUAGCCUUUAGUUCUUAGGGGCCCUCAAAAGACAUUGUGGUAGUCAUUUUGGAGAGAAACCCUUCAUGUAUAAUGUAGUGGUUUGAAUAAGAAUGCUCCAAACAUGUUUAUAUAUUUGAAUGGUCAAUUACCAGGGAGUGGAACUGUUGAAAGAAUUACAGAUAUGGCCUUGUUGGAGCAGAUGUGAACUUUUUAGAGGCAGUGUGAAACUGGGAGUCAGCUUUGAGGUUUCAAAAGCCUGUGCCAGACCCAGUCACUCUUUCUCUGUCUGUGCCUAUGGUUCAGGAUGUAGCUCUCAGCUACUGCUCAAGCACCAUAGUGCCAGCCAUGAUAAUAAUGGAAUAAGUCUCUGAAACUGUAAGCCAGCCCCCAAUUAAAUGAUUUGUCUUACGAGAUUUGUCUUUGUCAUGGUGUCUCCUCACAACAAUAGAACAGUGACUAAGACAUACAGGGAAUUCUUCAACUCUUUCAGUCAUCCUUUUGUAGAAAUGGAAGAACUCACCGAGGGUAGCCUAAAGUAAAGAAUUUGUGAGGUCUCCAUUAUCACUUUGGCAGCACUUAAAAGAGUGUAUUCAGAGAACUCUUGGCAUUAGAAAACUUGUGGGAAUAUGUACUGGUUCAACUCAAAAUUUAAGAAACAGCAAGAAUAAUAAGGGAAAUAAGUUUCAUUAAAAGAGAUACCUGACUUUAAUGUGACAAUCUCACCCACUGAGUCUGUGUGCUGUCUUGGGUGAUCAGCCAUGCCCUGGCUGAGAUCCGCCAUGAGUAUCACUUAUUACUGGGUGUGGUGGCACGAGAAUGUGAUCCUACUUGGGAAGCUAGUAAGAAUCCCAAGUUUCCAGAACCAUCUGGACUAUAUAUUGAGUUCGUGGUAUUCCCAGGGAAACUGGGUUCCCCUUUUGGGGAUUAUGUCUUGUUAAUCAUAGAAUUUAACAAUUGAACCCAGAAGAAACCUCAAGGACUGUUUAAUAAAGUUUGAGUGAAUAGCAGCAUACCAGGCAAGCUGUAUGCCUCCGAAGGCAGUUGUCUCAUGCUGUGUCCCCAAGCCCUUAGCGCCUCUCCUUUUCUCUUUCUCUCGUCUCCCCCCGACACACACACACACACACUUCUAACUUUU
Peromyscus maniculatus bairdii (prairie deer mouse) is the source of this 3574-nucleotide messenger RNA. RefSeq lists its product as uncharacterized. Gene Ontology annotation, biological process: regulation of DNA-templated transcription. The record is from RefSeq and is a predicted model, not a curated record. NCBI's taxonomy places the organism in Eukaryota, Metazoa, Chordata, Mammalia, Rodentia, Cricetidae.